AUGGCCUUCAACUUCAACUGGUCGCCGCUCACGGCCGACGCCGACUUCUACCGGCGCGCCCGCGACCUCCUCACUAAAGCGCUCAACAAGUCGCCCAAGCCGCCCAUCAUCGUCGAUGAUAUCCUCGUCAGCGAGUUCAACCUGGGCACCGUACCCCCGGACCUGGAGAUUCUCGAGAUCGGCGACCUCGCCGAGGAUAGGUUCCGCGGCAUCUUCAAGAUGUGCUACUCGGGCGACGCUUUCCUGACGCUCAAGACGCGGGUUCAAGCCAAUCCGUUGAACACCUAUCUCUACUCCAAGCCGAGCUUUACAUCGCCGCAACCGCUCGCCGCGGCAUCGGGCCUGACGAUACCCCUCUCCAUCACACUGUCAGAAAUCAAGCUCUCCGCCUUCAUCAUCCUCGUGUUUUCCAAGCAAAAGGGUCUGACCCUUGUCUUCCGCAAUGACCCCCUCGAGUCCCUCAAGGUGUCGUCGACCUUUGACUCCAUUCAGUUCGUGCGUGACUACCUGCAACGCACCAUCGAGCAACAACUACGAAACCUGAUGAUGGACGAGCUGCCCGCCAUCAUUCAUCGCCUGUCGCUCGAACUUUGGUGCCCCGACCAGGCGAACAAGGGUACACAAACUCCUCAAGAAGAUGUCGACGAGAAGGGUGUCGAUCCCUUUGCAAGUCCGCCUUUGGACCCUGUCGACGCCAACGGCAACCUGUUAGACCCAAACGCCAUCUCGGAGCUCUCCUUGAACGGCGGCGGCGAGAUGCAGUACCUCUUCUCGCAAAAGAACCUGCUUCGACUGGCUGCUCUGACCGACUCUCACCGAACACUGUCGUUGUUCACGCCGGGUAUCCGAGACGUCGUUUUUCGCGCCUGGUCCGGCUACGGAGACCGCUCCGAGUCUGCGACUCCUGCCCUGGCCACGCCCAGCUUGACCAAGACGUACUCGUUCCCCGCCGGCGGCAGCACUACAUAUACCUUUUCAGACUCGGGCAGCACCGCGCACGGCUACUUCCCGUCGAGACCGUCGCUAGUCAGCGUCAACUCCACGUCGGCCUUGCCACACGGCUCUGGUCAUCGAUCGAGGCCAGGUCGAAAGAAGAAGACCAGAGUGGUCAACCUCCGGCGAUCGAGGUCCGAAGCGGGCUCAACCGAUGGUUUGUCAGAAGCAGACAGCUCCGAGACGGCGUCGGUGAACGUUCCAUCGUCCGAACCUGUCUUUUCAACUUCAAUUCCCGAGGAGCCAGAGACACAAAGUGCAGAGGCUGCCGCCACUGCAUCUGGCAAAGUGCGCUUUACACACAUGCACAAGGAUACCACGGAUAUGCGCCAGGCCGUCAUGUCAGAAAUGCUGAAGAGGAACAUGGAGCAAGCCGCGUCCGUGCCCAAGCAACAGCCCGGAUCCGCGCCAUCGGCUCCUCUCGAGAUUCCACCCCUGUCGGAGAAGGCACCCGCUAGCCAUCGCAAGGAAGCUGUCGCGGUCAAGGAGCACGGUAGCAGCAGCUCCGAUACUUCUUCUGUCAUCCUCGAGCAGGCGUGGAUCAUGAAGAUGGCUGGUGAGAUAGCCCGCCGCGUUUAUGACGAAAAGAACCGUCAACGCCAAGGCAUGUGGGACGACACAGAGAACCCACCGCCCCCCGCCUAUGAAGCCGCCACACCCUGA
This is a messenger RNA of Purpureocillium lilacinum, 1656 nucleotides long. RefSeq names its product ERMES complex subunit. The record is from RefSeq and is a predicted model, not a curated record. Gene Ontology annotation, cellular component: ERMES complex. Gene Ontology annotation, molecular function: lipid binding. Gene Ontology annotation, biological process: mitochondrion organization; phospholipid transport. Lineage: Eukaryota; Fungi; Ascomycota; Sordariomycetes; Hypocreales; Ophiocordycipitaceae.